Linum trigynum is the source of this 1979-nucleotide messenger RNA. The record is from the annotation of a GenBank genome assembly. NCBI's taxonomy places the organism in Eukaryota, Viridiplantae, Streptophyta, Magnoliopsida, Malpighiales, Linaceae.
ACUUACAUGCUGACAGAAUGUUACAUACUCAAAAUAGUUGAAAAAUUAUAUCAACUAGUAAAACGUCUUCAAACUUUUCGAUAAGACAUUUUUUAUUUUUAUUUUGUAUCUAUGUAAUCGAUCUAACAUGUACUAAAUAUGAUAACUCACAAGUAAUAUAACGGACUCGAUCAACCUAGAGUGAACAUUAUAAGAUAAACGUUGAUUUUUGGCAAGUACUAUUACUUACAUUAUACUUGCACUCUCUAAUCCAGUAUCCUAUAGUGGUUGGUUUGAAUCUAAAAAUGUGUUCUUGAAAUGUGUAAGCUCUUAACCAACCAUGUCAAGUAUGCAACAUAGCUUGAUUGUGGUUUAAUCUUUUUUCCUUCUUGUCGUUUUUCACUUUUUUUUUUUUUUUUACAUUAUGACACAGCGACUAACAAUCAUCCACCACCAACAUUUAUUAACUUGGCAUUGGUAGGCGUUUUUGCAUGAAGGUAAAAAAAUUAAUUACAUAAGAUAGGUGUUGCCAAAUGCCAACCAAAAAGGUAAACACAAACAAGGCAAAAAAUAAAAGUCCAGGCAAGGACUCGUAAAUGAUUUUUAACUUCUUCCCAACCUUACGAUUUUGUAACCGCCGUCACUCCCUCCAUAUAAACCCCAUUCACAAAAUCUUCUCUUCACUUCAAUUCAAACCCCCCACCAAAGCCAAAAAGAAAAAAAGAGGAUUAGUAAGCCAAUUAUGUUCAACAUUUGUCAUUAGAGCCACCAAAAUCCUCCCUAAUGAUGAUCCUACUCUUGAUUUUUUUCGUAGUAUUAUCCCACCUCAGUCAGACUCAUGUCCUCGUCGCCGCCGCCGCAGCCGUCACGAUUGAGCGACACCCAUGUCGCUCCAUCGUGGCCGCAGCAGCAGCCACCGAGAAGAACGGAUCGCCACCAUCAGCAGCAGGGUACGCGCCCUGCUUCUGGUGGUGGCACCACCACCACUACUUCUUCCUUCCACCCCUUCUCGGCGAUGCUCCGGCUCCUUCGCCGGUCCAGGUGGCUGCACCAGCUCCGUCGCCAGCUGGUCCCCUCGUUCCGCCUCCAGAUCGACCACUUGUUCCGCCGGAUCGACCGCUACUUCCGCCACGAGCGCCUUUUUUCCACCACCGACACCCUGCACCAUCGGCUCCUCCUCCGAAUUCGCCGCCAUCGUAUCCUCCGCCGCCUCCGCCGCUCGGUCCGCGAUCUCCGGACUCUCCUCCGCCUCACCCGCAUCCGUCCCCACCGUCGCCUCCCGCCGCCGCUCCUCCAGUCCCGCAGCCUUCCCCUCCACCUCUGUUCCCUAAACACCCUCAUCAUUUUCCUGCGCUACCACCCCAUGUGAUCCCACCUCCUCCUCCGCCUCCGCCCUCCGCCGCGCUACCUCCAAUUCCCAUCUACGAUGUUCCUCCGCCGAGCUAUCCGCCGCCGAUCAUUACCCCGGCGACGCCAGCAGAGCCCUACAAUCCUCCCCCUUUUCACCACCACCACCACCAUCUUCUCCCGAUCUUCACGCAGCCGCCAACUCCAGCACCGUCAACUCCAGCGUCGCAGCCGCCAAUCGUCCCUCCACCGCACCAUCACCACCACCACCACCAUCACGAUUUUACGAUAUUCCCUGUGCCGCCGAUAAGUCCGCGGCCAGGGAAGUCGCACAGUCAUCCUCCAGCAGUGAGUCCGACGGAGCCGCCGUCGUCCCAAUCUCCGCCGCGCGGCCAUCACCGCCGUAUCCGGUUUCCCCCAUUGCCGAGCCCUGGCCUGGCCGGUGGAGUGCUCUAUUAUGAUCUCCGGGGAACCGUCGUGACCAAGAUCUAAAUGACAUGAUGCUAAUCAAUAAUUAAUGAUGCUUUUGAUGUUGUUGUGUGCAGCCAAAUUAUGUGUUUCCUGAGUUGAAUGUAACAAAUGCUAUAGACAGGGGAAUCACAUUAUGUGGAAAAUGGAUUUGGAAUUUCGAUUAAUCAAUUGUGUGUUUGACU